This is a messenger RNA of Tinamus guttatus (white-throated tinamou), 1062 nucleotides long. Lineage: Eukaryota; Metazoa; Chordata; Aves; Tinamiformes; Tinamidae. The record is from RefSeq and is a predicted model, not a curated record.
UAUAUUGGAGAUUAACUUCUUUUUGUUUAAAAUUUAAGAGUAACCAGAUGAAACAGAUGGAUGAAGUAAAAAUUUCAAAGAAGAGUAAAGUUGGGAUCCUUCCAUUUGUUGCUGAAUUUGAAGAGUUUGCAGGCCUUGCUGAAUCAAUUUUCAAAAAUGCAGAGCGCCGAGGAGACCUAGAUAAAGCCUAUAUAAAACUUAUCAGAGCUGUUUUUGUCAGCGUUGAGAAAGUGGCAAAUGAAAGCCAGAAAACACCAAGGGAUGUGGUGAUGAUGGAGAACUUUCAUCAUAUUUUUGCAACACUUUCUCGCUUGAAAAUUUCUUGUCUUGAGUCUGAGAAAAAGGAAGCCAAGCAGAAAUAUACUGAUCAUCUUCAGUCUUAUGUAAUCUACUCACUUGGACAGCCUCUUGAGAAAUUAAAUCAUUUUUUUGAAGGUGUUGAAGCUCGUGUGGCUCAAGGGAUACGUGAAGAAGAAGUAAGUUAUCAGUUGGCUUUCAAUAAACAAGAGCUUCGGAAAGUUAUAAAGGAAUAUCCUGGUAAGGAAGUGAAGAAGGGAUUGGAUAACCUCUACAAGAAGGUAGACAAACAUCUCUGUGAAGAAGAGAAUUUACUUCAGGUUGUGUGGCAUUCUAUGCAAGAUGAGUUUAUACGUCAGUACAAGCACUUUGAAGGGCUGAUUGCUCGCUGCUAUCCUGGAUCAGGAAUUACUAUGGAAUUCACUAUACAAGAUAUUUUAGACUACUGCUCCAGCAUUGCACAAUCUCACUAAAAAAAAGAGAAGCUAGCAAAAUUUGUGCCUGGGUGUAAGGGAAUCAAACACUAUAAAUGCAAUUUGUUUUAAAGGGUGAAAAUAUAUGUACAUGUAUAAUUACUUGUCCGAUGUCAAGACGUUCUUAUUUCAAAUGUCCUUCAGUGUAAAAUGAAACCUUCAGUAACUGGUUCUCCUCCUGUUGGGUUGAAGUACUGUUUGAAAGCAUUAAUUCUGUGAAACACUCUGGAUCUAGGGUUUUUUUUUUCCCCUCCCCUAAUGUCCGGAUAUAUUUAUUUAUAAUCCCUUUUCU